GCAAUGUUAUUGGAUGGAUUUGUUUGUUAGUUGAUUGGGUGUUAAUAAAUGGCAUGUUUGGUUUUAUGUCGAACGUGCUAUAAUGUUUUAGAUGUCUACGACAAUCAGUGGGAAGAAUUUGCUGCAGCCAAUGGGGCUACAGUGCAAGGAUUUGUACGAGUAUUUAAAGAUGAGGUCUCCAGAAAUGUUAAAUAAGCUUUACAACAAUCCUCCGAUUUGCUUGGCCGUUUAUAGAGAAUUGCCAGAGAUAGCAAGGCAUUAUGUUAUGAGGCUACUGUUCGUGGAACAGCCGGUUCCACAGGCUGUAAUAGCCUCGUGGUGUUCCAAGCUUCACGUGGAUGUACACCUCAAAGUUGUACAAGUAAUGAACGAAUUGAACAUUUGGAAAGAGGCAUCGAUACCCGGGGGUUUGCCUGGCUGGAUACUCAAUGCAACGUUUAGGAAAAAUUUAAAAAUUGUAUUAUUGGGAGGUGGAACGUCCUGGACAAUGUCCAAUCAACUUGAGACUGACAGUAAACCUAGAGACGUUGCUUUUCUGGACUCUUAUGCAUUGGAGAGGUGGGAGUGCGUGUUGCAUUACAUGGUUGGAUCGCAGCAACAGGAAGGCAUAUCCGCGGAUGCUGUUAGAAUUUUAUUACACGCUGGUCUUAUGAAACGGGACGAAGAAGAUGGCAGUCCUGUUAUUACCCAAGCUGGUUUUCAGUUUCUAUUGUUAGAUACCGCAGCCCAGGUUUGGUACUUUAUUCUUCAAUAUUUGGAUACCGUAGAGGCGAGAGGCCUCGAUUUAGUCGAAUGUCUGACAUUUCUUUUUCAAUUAAAUUUUUCCACGCUUGGUAAAGACUACAGUACGCAAGGUAUGAUGAGUGGACUUUUGACAUUUCUUCAGCACUUAAGGGAGUUUGGCCUCGUUUAUCAACGUAAAAGAAAAGCAGGAAGAUUUUAUCCAACAAGAUUGGCUUUAAAUAUUGCCACAGGACAAAAUAAGCCAUUGUCCCGGGAUUUGGAAAAGGAGCGCUAUAUCGUCGUUGAGACGAAUUAUAGAGUAUACGCUUAUACAAAUUCAAAUUUACAAGUCGCAUUAAUUGGAUUGUUUUGUGAACUGCUGUACAGAUUUCCGAAUCUGGUUGUGGCAAUAUUAACGAGAGAUUCGGUUAGACAAGCAUUAAAAAGUGGCAUAACUGCCAGUCAAAUUGUUGGAUAUUUAAAUCAGCAUGCACAUAAUAAAAUGAUCGAGGCUGGACCUCCAACUCUUCCACCAACAAUUGUAGAUCAAAUUAAAUUAUGGGAGAAUGAAAGAAAUCGAUUUAUAUUUAGCGAAGGAGUUCUGUACAGUCAAUUUCACUCUCAAACUGACUUUGAAGUUCUCAGGGAUCAUGCGGUGUCUUUGGGUGUUCUAAUUUGGCAAAGUGAAAGAAAGCGAACGAUGGUUGUCACAAAAGCAGGACACGAUGAUGUAAAGAAGUUUUGGAAGCGAUAUUCAAAAGGAGCAAAUUAAAUGAAAAUCGAUAGAAGUUGUUAAUAUGUGAAUAAAUCUAUUUUUGUUUACUUAUAAUGUAAUUUAUCAAGUAUCUGUAAAA
This is a messenger RNA of Ceratosolen solmsi marchali, 1577 nucleotides long. RefSeq names its product general transcription factor IIH subunit 4 marionette (gene mrn). NCBI's taxonomy places the organism in Eukaryota, Metazoa, Arthropoda, Insecta, Hymenoptera, Agaonidae. Gene Ontology annotation, molecular function: ATPase activator activity; double-stranded DNA binding. Bases 92 to 1495 code for a protein of 467 amino acids. The record is from RefSeq and is a predicted model, not a curated record. Gene Ontology annotation, cellular component: transcription factor TFIIH holo complex; transcription factor TFIIH core complex. The transcript has 6 exons. Gene Ontology annotation, biological process: nucleotide-excision repair.